Molecule: messenger RNA, 411 nt
Organism: Dictyostelium discoideum AX4
Lineage: Eukaryota; Evosea; Eumycetozoa; Dictyosteliales; Dictyosteliaceae
Gene: rpl23
Product: S60 ribosomal protein L23
Exons: 4
Coding region: 1-411 (136 amino acids)
Biological process (GO): translation
Cellular component (GO): ribosome
Molecular function (GO): structural constituent of ribosome
Source: RefSeq, a predicted model, not a curated record
AUGUCAAAAGCACAAGCCGUCGGUAGUAACUACAGAGUAUCACUCGGUCUUCCAGUUGGUGCUGUCAUGAACAGUGCUGAUAAUUCUGGUGCCAAAAAUUUAUACGUCAUUGCCGUCAAAGGUAUCAAAGGUCGUUUAAAUAGAUUACCAUCCGCAGGUGUUGGUGAUAUGGUCAUGGCUACCGUCAAAAAGGGUAAACCAGAAUUAAGAAAGAAAGUUUGCACUGGUUUAGUUGUCAGACAAAGAAAACACUGGAAGAGAAAGGAUGGUGUUUACAUCUAUUUCGAAGAUAACGCUGGUGUUAUGUGUAAUCCAAAAGGUGAAGUCAAAGGUAACAUUCUCGGACCAGUCGCCAAGGAAUGCUCCGAUUUAUGGCCAAAGGUUGCCACCAAUGCCGGUACCAUUGUUUAA